AUGCUGAAUCUGCUGCAUUUCCACCACCCUAACGGGAAGAAGAGCUACUACCAAUACGGACAGGCUUUUAUCCCUGUCGCCGGUAAGCGCGGCGGGAAUGCAAAGCUCGUAGGGAAUGUGGUCAGACCCGCUUCGAGCGCCCAGGUAGACUCGCGGGGAAGCGUGCAUCGACCAGAGGCAGACUGGUGGAACGAAAUCUCGCUGGUGCAUUACCCGUCCAUCAGGCAUUUCUGCGAUAUGCUGGCUGGAGAGGACUACCAGGCGAUCAAUGAGAAGUAUCGCUUGUCUGCUCUUCGAGAUACGUUCUUGCUUUGCACAACCGAGUUCGACGUGGAGUCUUCACCUGCCAAGCUAUGA
This is a messenger RNA of Aspergillus thermomutatus, 357 nucleotides long. RefSeq lists its product as uncharacterized. The record is from RefSeq and is a predicted model, not a curated record. The transcript has 2 exons. NCBI's taxonomy places the organism in Eukaryota, Fungi, Ascomycota, Eurotiomycetes, Eurotiales, Aspergillaceae. The coding region runs from base 1 to 357 and encodes 118 amino acids.